Messenger RNA from Chironomus riparius, 2346 nucleotides. Lineage: Eukaryota; Metazoa; Arthropoda; Insecta; Diptera; Chironomidae. The record is from the annotation of a GenBank genome assembly.
AUAUAAUAAGCCUCAACAGAUGCGGCUUAUGAAGUAAAAUUUUUGACGGACGCGCAUCGGUGCUGAAUUUUGUUAAAGUUUUAUUAAAAAAAUUGUGAAUUAAGGCAGUUCUAGUUGAGAUAAAGGAAGAUAAUCCAGUUACUAGUUAAUUAAAGACGUAUAUGAAUGAGACAAUGUCGCUAAAUAUCAAUGAUCUUGUAUGGGCUAAAAUGAAAGGUUACUGUGCAUGGCCAGGACGAAUCGUUGAGCCGAGUGAUCAAUUGAAUAAACUUAAAAAGACUGAAAAAUCACAAUGUGUAUAUUUCUUUGGAUCACACAACUACGCUUGGAUUGAGGAUAAUAACGUUUAUCCAUACUUAGACUUCAAGGAGCAGAUGGUAAAAUUAGGAAAACCAAAAAAUUCAUUCGAUAAGGCAGUUGGGGAGAUUGAAGCUUACAUGAAGAAUCCAGCGGCUAACGACGUUAUCAUCACACCGGCUAGAAAGAAGUCAAUCACGAAAGUUCGGCAAUCAGUUGCAUCUGAGGACAUUCCCUCAGUUCCAAUUCCAGAUCCAGUUGAAGAGAAUCAAGGCGCAAAUCACAUUGAAAGCGGUGAGGAUGAGACACCAAAGAAAGUUAAUAAAGUAAUACCAGUUAAGCGUUCAACGCAAAAGAAGCCAAAACAAGCGAGUUCAAAGAAGAAGAAAUUGGAGAUUGAUGAUAGCGAGGAGGUUGUGCCAGCAAAACGACAACGCUCAAUACCGUCAAGUCCAAUAGCACGCAAUCACAACAAUAAUAAUGAAUUAAGUUCCGACUUUUCAUCAUCUCAAAAGGAAUAUUCCUCACCAGUGCCUAGAUCACGUGUCGCUCGUGCUGUUAUUGAUCGUCCAGACAUCUUCAGUCAAUCAAAGCCUGAUAUAGAGGAAUUGGAUGUUGAGACAAUCACCGAGACGUUAAAAUCGAAAAAUAUUAAGGCAUCGUCUAAUAAAUUUGGAUUUAUUGGUCUUGGCAUUAUGGGGAGUGGGGUUGUUAAAAAUCUUAUCAAUUCAGGACAUGAUGUAUGCGUAUAUAAUAGAACGCAUGAUAAGACAAAGAAGUUUGAAAAAUGCGGUGCAACUGUAAUGCUUACGCCUAGUGACGUUGUUGAACAUGCUGAUAUUACAUUCAGUUGCGUGUCUGAUCCUCAAGCCUUAAAAGAUACUAUCUUCGGUCAGUAUGGAGUUGCAUCCCUUCCACCAGAACUUGUACGUGAAAAAGGCUUCGUUGAAAUGACAACGAUCGACGCCGACACUUCCAAAGAUAUUGAGAGUGCAUUAAAUGAUAUCGGCAUGCAAUAUUUGGAAGCACAAAUUCAUGGUACAAAGGCACAAGCUGAAGAGGGAAAACUCAUAAUCUUGGCAGCUGGAAAUAAAACCUUAUUCGAUUCAUGUCAGACGUGCUUUGAAGCUAUGGGACGAAAUUCAUUCUUUGUUGGUGACACUGGCAAUGCUACGAAAAUGAACUUAGUGCUUCAAACAAUCACUGGCAUUACAAUUGCUGGAUUAGCUGACUCAUUAGCUUUAGCUGAAAAGGCCGGAUUACAAACAGAUACAUUUUUGGAAGUCAUGUCAAACACAAAUUUAAGAUCAGACUUAAUUAUGGAUAAAGGACUUGCAAUGAUUGACACGCGCUUUUCGCAAAUCAAUUUACCACUCCAGCACAUGCAAAAAGAUCUCCGUUUAGCAAUCAACAUGUCCGACAGCCUAAACAAUCCAAUGCCAUUGACAACAAUCGCAAACGAGGCAUUCAAAAAUGCUCGCCGUGCUGGAUUAAAUGAGAACGAUGCGAGUGCAAUAUAUUACCGUGCACGUCAUUAACAAUUAUGGAUUAAAUCAAAGUUUAAGAAAAAUAAUAACAGAAACAAAAGAAAUAGAUCCAAAAAGGACCAAUCCAACUUCCGAUGAGAGUAAACCACGACGGGGAUUACUCAUAUGAACUAAUUUUGAACCUUUUUACAACAAUUAAACAAUUUUAUUAUUAUUAUUAUUUUUUUUUUGUUAGAACAUCUGAGAAGAAAUAACUAUUCAUGGAUUUCAAGCAUAAAACACACAAAUUUGAGGAUUUAAGAAGUUUAAUAAUCGUUGACAAUGAAGUCAUAUCGUUUUAUAUUAGAAAAUUAUUCUUUUUUUUCCUUUAAAUCUUUCAUAUUUCAACAAAUUAUAUAUUCCUUUCAUGCCUUUAUCCCUUUUAUUCAUACAUAAAUAAUUUUUCUCUUCUUUAGCCUGUUAAGUUACACAAAAAAAAAUUAAAAUUGAUCGCUAAUAUUAUAUUUUAUUAGAUAUUUUUCAUUUUCUCACGGUAUGAUUUGAUGUAAAAGUAUAUGAAUAA